This is a messenger RNA of Blumeria graminis f. sp. triticale, 1047 nucleotides long. The record is from the annotation of a GenBank genome assembly. NCBI's taxonomy places the organism in Eukaryota, Fungi, Ascomycota, Leotiomycetes, Helotiales, Erysiphaceae.
AUGGGUGAUUCCUGCUUCAGUUAUUCCAAGGGCAUACAUGCUAACAACCCCCAAUUACCUUCAAAACCCACCUUUCCAACUUCUCAAGCAAAACCCACCUUACCAACUUCCCAAGCAAAACCCACCUUACCAACUUCUCAAAUAAAACCCGACUUAUCAACUUCUCAAAUAAAACCCGACAUACCGACUUCUCAAAUAAAAACCGACUUACCAACUUCUCAAAUAAAACCCGACUUACCAACUUCUCAAAUAAAACUCGACUUACCAACUUCUCAAACAAAACCCGACUUACCACCUUCUCAAACAACUAAGCCGAUUAACCUACUUCCUCUCAAAUUCUGGAGCCUUCCCUACAUCACCCAUAGUCCCGAAAUUCUUGAAGCUGCAAUAAUCUUCAAUUCGGAACGGGUUGGUGAACUAUUUGCCGCUUCAGGACAAAAAGAUACUUUGUCGAAUUCAAAUCCUCAAGUUCUCAGAGAACCUACUCCUCGCAUUCCUUUAUAUGAUGGGACCUCUAGCAAUUUACCUAUAUUUUGUUCGCAACUUAUGAACCAGCUACAAGACCAAUCUUUCUCAGACGAAAUAUCGAAGGUGCGGUAUGCUUAUUCUCGUCUUGGACCCGGUGCUCUAAAAAAAAUGCGGCCUUAUUUUCUUCAUCUAGAAAAUCCAAUUGUUCCUCUGGAAAUACAAAAUAUCACAGAGUUUCUUGCAGCCCUAAAACAGGAGUGCGGAGACCCUAGUCUCAUGUGGAAAGCUACACGUGCAGUGGAGCAGAUGAAGCAAGGUGAUAUGAGAUUCCACGAUUUUAUAACCUUGUUCCAAGAGAAAAUGGCCGACUCAACAUAUGCUGAGCUUGAAAAGAAUACUUGGAAAAAGAUGCUGGAACCCCGACUCUCUUACAAGCUCUCCGAGAUACUAUUAUCUGUCUCCGACGUACCAACUGACUACUUCAAGUUUGUGGCUUAUCUCAGAACCAAAGAUGCACGUAUCCAUGAAUUAAUGACAGAUUUUGCGACCCAAUCUAAUGCUGAAGCUAUCAUGCCAUAA